AUAUUCCCGAGCGUGUUGCGGCUACAAGAGAGGUCCCCCGUGCCCCUCCCGCAAGUGGAGGAAUCGGAUGAGACUGGUUUGGACCAGAGCAUCCAGCCCUCUAUCGCGAGCCCCAUCCGCAUUGUGGCUACGUCCUUGAGCCCUGAGUCAGUGGCAAAGCGUCCCGGGAUAUCUGACGACUUUGCCUGGAUUAAAACACCAGUCCACUACGACUUGGAAGAUUCAGAUGCCGAAUCAAGAGUCUCGGAUCCGGAUAGCAUCAUCUCCGUGCCAUCUACCGUGAGCUCCGUCGACCCGGACGCAAUUGAGACCAUCUUUCACCGCCUCCUUCAUUUUCAAGACCUUCAAUUCCUGUGGUCACACAUGGUGCAACUGUCGGGCUCUUGUUUGAAAAGCAACCACAACAUAGCCCGGUUUCUCGAGCUGUAUGCUAUCGACCUUUUGAAUCUGGCCUUGAACACAAAAGAUCGACCGGAGAAGCAAGUGAAGCUGGAUACCGCUAGAUUCGUCAGAAGAUCUCGGAGGGAUAUUGCUCGGAGAAUUACGGAGGCUCAUUGCAAGACAUGGACAGACGACAGUUCUGCUACAAAUAAUGACAUCAUUGAAGAUCAAGAAAUCGGUGAGAAUAUCGGUGCAAGGCGAGAUUAUGACCAAGGUGAUAGCGGGCCCGCAGAUGAACCCUUCGACUUGGUCACUGCUGUUGCCGAGGUAUUUUUGUUCGAAACGGACCCAGUUCUGCACUUGCAGUCUAAUGUUAAAGCAUUUGUCAACCGACAGUGUCCGAAGGUCGUCCAACAAAGCUUCUGGGAAUUUAUGACCACCAAGAUAAGCAACAUGGUGUCAAAACUAAGGCAAAAGCCUCUGGAAGACGGGAAGACGAGAAUAACAUGGACCUGUCUUGAAGCCGAAUUACGAUACCAAAACACCAAACAGCCUGAACUGGAGUAUGAUAACCUAGAUGCUCAAAAUACCCCGAGAAGCCACCCGAAUUCAUUUGCCAGGGUACUGUUUCAGAUGUGGACCGGGACAACACAAAUCUUUCGCAAAUUUCAGUACCCUCUUUUACCAGAGCACAAGUCUUCGCGUGGCAACAUGAGCCUUGAACUCGACAAUCCCUGCGCGCAGUCGUCACAGCAGGCACCCUAUACUACACACCUCUUCCUUUUUCUUUGUGUUCCUUUUCUCCGAUUUGCAACAAGACUCGCUCAACCCGAGGUUUGCCAGAUCAACUCCGAUCAGGAAUUAUUCCAACUCCUCCGGCGUCAGUAUCUCAAAGCACGUUCGGGUGGAAGAUGGUUAUGGGGCCAGCUCAGAAGAGUACAAGCCAUAGACUUUGUCAAAUUAGAGCUGUAUUCGAUUCAAGAGCUUGUGGACAUCUGCCACUCUCCAUCUCUUCCCCAAGAUACAGACCCGUAUGUUUACAAUCCCCAGCCGGCAGAACACAUACCACCAAUUGGAGCAAAUCACCUCAUGCAUCUGUUUUCUCAUCCGUCGCACGCCGAGCCUUUGCCGAUUCUCUUCAGACGAGUGCCCAAAAAGGUUGACAACCCACUAAAGCCUUGUCCAAUAAACGGGGUUGGGUUAGGCUGGGGCCUGUACCUUCAAGAGGGCAUGAACUGGCCGGCUAUGCUUCUCUAUGGCUGCAUUGGGUUCGGACUCAGCCUUUUCACAGCGGUGGUCUGGGCCACACUUGUUAAUCAAGGGGAUGUGCAAGGAGGCUUUGCUAUUGGGGGCUUUACGGUAGCAUUUUUAUGGUUUGCCGGAAGCGUCAUGGCGCACAUGAAUGGUGGGGAUGGACUGUAG
Messenger RNA from Podospora pseudopauciseta, 1803 nucleotides. RefSeq lists its product as uncharacterized. The record is from RefSeq and is a predicted model, not a curated record. The transcript is spliced from 2 exons. The annotation marks the transcript as partial. Lineage: Eukaryota; Fungi; Ascomycota; Sordariomycetes; Sordariales; Podosporaceae.